This is a messenger RNA of Cryptosporidium ubiquitum, 1746 nucleotides long. RefSeq lists its product as uncharacterized. The record is from RefSeq and is a predicted model, not a curated record. NCBI's taxonomy places the organism in Eukaryota, Apicomplexa, Conoidasida, Eucoccidiorida, Cryptosporidiidae. The coding region runs from base 1 to 1746 and encodes 581 amino acids. The transcript has a single exon.
AUGAAAAAUAUUAUUAGAUAUUUAUUUGUUUUUUCAACUAUUUUUGCUUCCAGCUUCCAUUACACACUUGCUGGAGACGAUGAUAUUACAAAAGAACUCGAUUUUUGCAAAUACCCUGAAAUGUAUCCAGGAAUUGAUCUCCACUUUGGAUAUUGGGAUGGGUUUAGAGGUAGAGGCAAUUUGAUGCGCCUAGUAUUUGAGCUUUCACAGCUUCCUUAUAUUGGGCAUGCAUUUGGUGGUUACAACUCUGAAGGUGCAUUUGAUUUCGCGAAUUGGUUUGGUAGGCACAAAUCUUUAAUUGCGCAAAUAGACCCCAAUUCUACUCCAAAUUUGCCAUUCUUAGUUGAUUGUACUAAUACAAGAACAACUAAAUUUAUGACAGAAACUUUAGAUCUUAUGAUUUAUUUGGCAAAAAAGUAUAAUCCUAAACUUCUUGGUGAAGGAUUGGCAAUUCCAGAAAAUCAAAUCAUGAGUGCUAGUGUUACAGCAAACAACUUAUUUUCCGGUUGGGUACAGCAUUUAAUGGGAAAAGAAGGAUCUGUUGAGGCUGUUUUAAACUCACCCGAUUUUUUUACUGAUGGUGAUAUUACUAGUGGGCCAAUUAUUACUAUUUUCCAGGUUGAGGAGUUUGUUAAAAGUCAGGUACAACAAUAUGAUGGUCCCUUAACUUUUGGAAGUGAUGUUACAAUCCCAGAUAUAUUUGUUUAUGAAUUUGCAAAUUUGAUUAAUACUUUGUUCCCGGGAAUAAUUAAUGAGUAUCCUUCAAUUAGAGGACUAGUUGAUGCUUUUAAUGAGAUCCCUCUUGUAACAAGAUUUAUUCAUUCUGAAAGAUCUGUAAUAUAUCCACCCCUUACUGCUGAGCUUUUGCCUUUCCAAUAUUCUAUGUCAUUCAACCCCAGAAGAAGUUUUUCUACUGAAAUUCCGAGAUUUGGACAGUACUUGGUCUUUUAUGGUCAUUCAGAAUCCACAUCUUCUGCCUCUAUUUGUCUUUCCCGUAAAAUCUUUUCCAUUUCCUCAUCUAAUAUUGACUCAGAGGAAUUUAAUGAAAUGUAUGGUCUCCUUCAAUUCCCACAAAUUGUUGAUGUUGCAACUAGGGUUAUUGGAAGAAAUGCAAUUGUAAGAACCUGGUAUAGAAUCUUCAGAAAGCUUGAAUCUACAAAAAAUAGGAUGAAAAAAAGCUGUGUUGCGAUUUUAACUUCUGGAAAGUAUCACCAAGUUUCAGUUUCAAACGAGCAAGCUCAAGAAAUCUGUUCUUCCUUCAUUAAAUGCUACACAAGCAGAUCCAAUGCUUGGAAUGCAACAAAAACUCUUAUUGAUUCGUCAAAGAGAUUUAACUUCUUUGGUGGUUCAACUUCAGUAUUUAAUGCUGAGAGAUAUCUUAAGAAGUAUAUGACAGCUCCUUUGUUAUUUGCAAAAGCCAUCAGAUUUUACUAUACAUCCAAGACCAUGCUUAAGAGUGGAUCUUUCCCAAAGAAAUCCAUUGUUGAAAUUUUGAAUGAGACCCAGAAACAAGGUGCAGUUUCUACUUUUGGUUUAACGAUUAAUAAAGAGCUUGCAAUCAAAAUUUGUGUUGAUUAUUGUACGAAUAAAUUACCAUACAAGAGCCUAUAUUCAUUCAAGAGUUCAUAUUCUAUGCAAGCUCUUUGCGAAACUUCUUUAAUGUCUUAUUACCCAAAUGAGUCUUCAGAACUUGCUAUUGAAAAGGCAUCAACUCUAGUUUCUUUACUCGACCAAAUUUCAAGUUAA